CAGGCUCUGCACCCGGGGAUUAUUUCACAAUGCUGCUGCCGCUGCCCGGGAGCUGAGCGCCGGGGCGGGGGGCAGCGGCGCGAGCCUCUUCUGCCUGCGCACCAGCCUCCCCUGCGCGUGCAACUCCCGGCAAACUUUCCCAGCCGGGCCCCUGGUCCCCGCGGCCGGCAGAACGCUCCUGUGAGAUUGGGAAGUACGGCCCCUAUUGAACAGAUGGAGAAACGGAGGCACAGGGAGGCGAAGUGACGUUCCCAAGAUGUCAGAGUUGACCCUGUUGGUCGUCCAUGGGAGCACUGUGAGACCUGAGCAAGAAGGUGGUUGCGAAGGAGUCUGAAAGCGCCCAGAUUAAAUUUUCUCAUUGGUGAUCACAGCUAUCUGACUGGUUGGAAGCUGGACUCUGGUUGCAGAAACCUGAUUUUCAGGAGAGGAACCCUCGAGAGCAGCGCUCAAAACAAAAAGAAAAUGAGCGCGGGAGCUGGUGUAUUCAUCGCAUAGCUCUGCACAAAGGAGCAGAACCUAAGGAGGCAUGGCAGAGUAUCAACAGCGCAGAGGUGAUGAGAGAGACUGAUGCUUAUCCAAGUCUCUUCCAGCUUGUUUUCAACUAUGGCUGUUGAUUCUGCAUAUUCAUUGGAUGGUAAUACAGGAUGUCAGGAGCAGCAGUAAGAGGUCGACUUGAUCCCAUUGUGUUUUUGUCGCCAUGACAACACCACACUACUAGCAACAGCCAGUUAACCAGCGAUCAAGGGAGGAGUUCGAUGAUUGAUUCUAAUUGGACCAAAAGUUGCAUUUGCAACAAAAAGGCUGGAGGAGGCAGCCAUCCUCACGACAAGAAGAUGAAAUUUCCAUUCUAUUGGCCCCUUAUUAAGCAGGCACAAUAACAUUUUCUUUCAGAGACUUGCUAAUAAAAACUGUUUUGGUUAUGGCUACUGAUCCAACGUGAUUGGGCGCGCACCGACUCUCAGACUCAUGACUGGGUAUACCAUGUUGCGGAAUGGGGGAGUGGGGAAUGGCGGCCAACCCUGGGUGUUACGAUGGUCCAGUCGGAUCCGGCUUACCUGGCUUAGCUUUACCCUGUUCAUCAUCCUCGUCUUCUUCCCCCUCAUCGCCCACUACUACUUGACCACCAUUGACGAUGCGGAUGAUGCCGGCAAGCGCAUCUUCGGCCCCCGCACCGGAAAUGAGCUGUGUGAGGUGAAGCAUGUCCAGGACCUGUGCCGCAUCCGUGAGUCAGUCAGCGAGGAGCUGCUCCAGCUGGAGGCCAAGCGACAGGAGCUCAACAGCGAGAUCGCCAAGUUGAACCUGAAAAUCGAAGCCUGCAAGAAGAGCAUAGAAAACGCCAAGCAGGAUCUCCUGCAGCUGAAGAAUGUCAUCAGCCAGACUGAGCAUUCCUACAAAGAACUGAUGGCUCAGAACCAGCCAAAGCUCUCCUUGCCAAUCCGGCUGCUGCCAGACAAAGAUGAAGCUAACUUGCCUUUGCCAAAAUCCAACAGGAACUGCAGGCUACACAACUGCUUUGACUACUCACGCUGCCCAUUGACGUCUGGCUUCCCAGUGUAUGUCUACAACAGUGAUCAGUACCCUUUUGGUAACUCUUUAGACCCUUUAAUUAAGCAAGCCUUUGAGGCAACUGUCAGAACUAAUGUUUAUGUUACUGAAAAUGCAAACAUUGCUUGUGUGUAUAUAAUUUUAGUGGGGGAAAUGCAAGAGCCCAUAAUGCCAAAACCUACUGAACUAGAGCAACAGUUGCACUCUUUGCCAUAUUGGAGGACUGAUGGGCACAACCAUCUCAUCAUUAAUUUAUCAAGGAAAUCGGAAACUCAGAACUUUAUCUAUAACAUCAGCACAGGGCGUGCCAUGAUUGCCCAAUCCACCUUUUAUGAUGUACAGUAUCGGCCAGGUUUUGAUAUGGUGGUAUCGCCUCUAGUCCAUGCAAUGUCCGAACCCAACUUCCUAGAGAUCCCACCCCAGGUGCCAGUAAAGCGAAAGUACCUAUUCAGUUUCCAGGGAGAGAAAAUAGAGUCUCUUCGAUCCAGCUUGCAAGAGGUUCGUUCGUUUGAAGAGGAAAUCGAAGGCAAUGCCCCAGCUGACUAUGAUGAUCGAAUCAUUACCACCUUGAAGGCUGUCCAAGACAGUAAGUUGGACUUUGUCUUGGUGGAAUUCACUUGUAAGAACCAGCCUAAGGCAAGUCUGCCCACUGAGUGGGCUCUUUGUGGAGAAAGGGAUGACAGAUUAGACCUACUGAAGCUAUCUACUUUUGCACUGAUAAUCACACCAGGGGACACCCAUCUAUUGAUCUCUGCUGGGUGUACCAUGAGACUCUUUGAGGCUCUGGAAGUUGGAGCCAUCCCAGUGAUUCUUGGAGAGCAAGUUCAGCUGCCCUAUCAUGAUGUGAUCCGGUGGAACGAGGCAGCCUUAAUCAUACCAAAGCCACGUAUCACAGAAGUGCACUUUCUUCUGAGAAGCAUUUCUGACAACGAUCUCCUUACCAUGAGGAGGCAGGGCCGCUUCUUGUGGGAGACCUACUUCUCCACCUCUGACAACGUGUUCAGCACAGUCUUAGCCAUCAUAAGGACUCGAAUUCAAAUCCCGGCUGCUCCUAUUCGAGAAGAAACUGCAGUGGAGAUUCCUCACCGCUCUGGCAAAGCUGCUGGUACUGACCCCAACAUGGCAGACAAUGGUGACUUAGACCUGGGGCCUGUGGAAACAGAACCACCUUACGCAUCUCCCAAAUACCUUCGCAAUUUUACUCUCACAGCAAUGGAUAUCUACAGGAAUUGGAAUUCGGCUCCAGGGCCUUUCCACCUCUUUCCACACACACCCUUUGAUCCCGUUUUACCUUCAGAAGCUAAGUUCCUUGGGUCUGGGACUGGAUUUCGACCAAUUGGAGGAGGAGCAGGUGGUUCUGGGAAAGAGUUCCAAGCUGCCUUGGGUGGCAAUGUCCCAAGGGAGCAGUUCACAGUAGUAAUGUUAACCUAUGAGCGGGAGGAAGUGUUAAUGAACUCCCUAGAGAGACUCAAUGGACUCCCUUACUUAAAUAAAGUUGUAGUAGUGUGGAACUCCCCCAAACUUCCGUCCGAAGACCUCUUGUGGCCAGAUAUUGGUGUCCCAAUCAUGGUUGUCCGCACAGAAAAGAACAGUCUGAACAACAGGUUCCUGCCAUGGGAUGAGAUCGAGACAGAGGCCGUUCUGUCUAUCGACGACGAUGCCCACCUUCGCCAUGACGAGAUCAUGUUUGGGUUCCGAGUCUGGAGAGAGGCAAGGGACCGCAUUGUUGGAUUCCCUGGGCGAUACCAUGCGUGGGACAUCCCCCAUCAAUCCUGGCUCUAUAACUCGAACUACUCUUGUGAACUGUCCAUGGUGCUGACUGGUGCUGCCUUCUUUCAUAAGUACUACGCCUACCUGUAUUCUUACGUGAUGCCACAAGCCAUCCGUGACAUGGUAGAUGAAUACAUCAACUGUGAGGAUAUUGCCAUGAACUUUCUAGUCUCUCACAUCACAAGGAAACCACCCAUCAAGGUGACCUCGCGCUGGACCUUCCGCUGCCCUGGCUGCCCUCAGGCCCUUUCGCAUGACGACUCGCACUUCCACGAGCGGCACAAGUGCAUCAACUUCUUCGUUAAGGUGUAUGGGUACAUGCCCCUCCUGUACACCCAAUUUCGUGUGGAUUCUGUCCUCUUCAAGACCCGCCUGCCCCAUGACAAGACUAAAUGCUUCAAAUUCAUUUAGGAGGGGGUUACUGAGGGGUCCCUUCAGCACUCUGGACCUGGGCGAGAGGCUGAGGGGUGGCAAUCUUUGCCAGGUUCCGAGCGAGAAACGCCUCCAGUAUGGGCAGCGAUGCAAAGCAAAAGGAAAAUCAUGGAUUCUAAUCAAUGAUUUUUACCCACCCACCCCAGGGUAACUGCACCGAGUGAAAUGGAACCGGGCCAUAUGACCUGUGUGAAGACACUUGCUAGGAUCAUACACUGAGGAAAUGGAGACUUUGGUUAGUAGCUCAGCUAGUCCGUUAGCCAAGGGCCACCAUUUUUUAAAUUCUUGUUAUUUAAAAUGAAAGUGUUUUAGAUUUUCCGCGUGAGGCUUUUUUUUUUUUUUUAUAGACUGCCAGUCUAUCCUGGUGGGGGGCUGUGUAGGAGAGAACAUGCUGUGGACGGGCCUGGCUCGGGAAAGGCAAUUCCCAGUCCCCAAGCUGCGCCUGUGUCUGUCGAUUGUCCUCUGUGCUAACUCAUUUCGGGGCGGGGGUACAGUCACUCUUGCUUUCCCCUCCCUGUUUUGAUCGGCCCAAGUUAUAACGAUCCGGUCCACGCAGCUGCCCGUGCUCCUCGGGUGUGAUGCCACUGGUUUAUCUUCCUCUCUGGCUACUGAGGCCUUUCAGGUGUCACAUUGGUGAGCUCCCCUCCCCCGUCAGACCCCCACCACCCUCCCCACCCACCGCCUUCACAUCACAGCCCAGAGAGGGAAGAGCGGGGAGGGGGGUUCCAGAGGUUCCCUCCCCAACUGCCUUUCCCACCUCCUAGCACCAGAUUGACAAGGGGGCAUCAUUCACCUGCCCUCCAGAUGGCUUCAGCUGCUACACUCUGUCCAGGGGUUUGGUUAUCACUGCACACACUCAAUCUACACUUGACGUUCCGAGCCCAGUUCCUCUCCGCCCUGGUCUCACUCAUUUCCCUUCCUGCUCCUCACUGCUCGAACACUAUUAACCUUCACCCACUCCGACAGCCUGGGAUCCUAUUUGGGGAUCUUAAACAUUGCUCCUGUGGUGACAAUAACCAGGGUGGGUGUGUCCUGGGGCGAUCCUGGGGCCCUGUGGUUUUCUGUAACCUGCUUAGUCGUAAAGGGAGCUUGGUUUAAAUUCUCUCUAUUUUGGCCUUUUAGCAAGGACAUCAGGAAUGUUCCCCAUCCUCUAGGGGCCUCAUUUGUUGGAGCUGGAGAUCUGUGCCAACAAUGGCACGAGAUUCGCUCCAGAGGGUCCGUGGCGUCAUCGUUAACUGAGUAAAAAAGGCAGGUACUGCUCAUUCAAAAAACUGGGGGGAUGGUCACACGCACAAGCCAGGCGGGAGCAGCUUCUUCCCCAGGGUAGUUAAUGGGAGAGCUGGCCACUGCUUUGCUAGUAGGUGCAUGGAGAGGCAGGUGGUGUUACAGGGUACGUCUACACUGGAAUGAAAGGCCUGCAGCAUGGCCAUGGCUGGCCCAGGUCAACUGACUGGGGCUUGUGGGGUUCAGGCUGCAGGCUAAACAUUGCUGUGUAGAUGUUUGGGCUCAGAUGGGAGUCCAGGUUCUGGGAUCCUCCCCUCUUGUGGGGUCCCAGAACGUGGGCUCCAGCCCAAGCCCCAACGUCUGCAGAGCAAUUUUAGAGCCCCGCGGACAGAGCCAGCUGGCCCAGGCUGGCUGUGGGUGUUCAAUUGCUGUGUAGACCCAGUCAUAGAGGCUGGAUUCGGUGAGAGGCACCGGGGGUGGUGAGCAGGGCUUCCCACGGCCCUGCCCCUCAGAACUGCGGGCUCAGAUUCAGUAGGACUUACUGCGCUGCUCCUUUUGGGAAUGUGGCAAAUGCAGCUCUGGUCUUCCUGGGGCAGCAGGGAGAGAAUAAGCCCUCUCUGAGCGUUACACAGCUUUAAACUGCCAGGAGGCCCUAAAGCGAAGUACCAGCAGGACUGGCUGCUUUACAAGACCACAUCUGCCAUGAUGUGCUCACUUGCCUACACCCCCCACGGCAGUCAGAUAAGACUGUCAUGGGCUUCAGUGUUCCUGCCUUCAAAUCUCCCCUCCUACACACAUGCACACAUGCCACUGCCACAGCAGGGCUGUUCCUCCUCCCUGGCUGCCUUUGGAGGGGAUCGCACUGGGCUUUAAAACAAACUUCUCCUCCUGCAGAAUUUGGGAGGGUCUCUUGAACCUCACUGUUUUGUCCGCUCUGAGCCGGCUCAUCCUUCCUCUGAAGCAAACUCCGUGGUGCGCUGUGAUCCCGCCCUGGCGUCGGCACCCUUCUUGCUGCUGCGGUUUUUGCUCCCUUGCCCUCGGCAGUGCGCUCGUUCAUUUCCCAUCAUGCAAGAAAGGACUCCAUAAUUCUCCUUUUCAGAACGACCGACUGGGCCACUUAAAUUGUUCUACUUGUUUUUUAACGGCAGCCCUCAGAAGGUAAAGUAGCCCCGUCCCAGGAGCGCUCUCAGUAUGUAUUAAUUGUCCCCAGCUGCCAUCUAAAAUCAUUGUUAAUAUUACCCUGUCAUCUCCCUGACACUGAUUCUUGCCAAUGCUGGAUCCAGAUCUAAAGUGCCACCCCAACUACCAGAAUCACUCAGUCAUGUGGAGCCAAACAGAGGAGUUUCCUGUUCCACUGCUGUGUUUCUAUAGGUCCUUUGGGCAGGCCUGAAAGCCGCCAGCACCAGCCAUGCCAAGACCUCCUUCCCCUUCCUUUCUGGGGGCAUUCCUUCUGACUGCUGGUACUGGGAAACACCCCUGCACAUCCUGGUGCUCUUUAGAGGAGUUGUGCCUGCAGAACUGUGUAUGAGAGUCAUGCCACUGACCGUCAGCAAAACAGUGUCACUGCUCUCCACAAAUACACCCAACAAAGCAUCAGAGACCAAGAUACCUUCCUCUUACUGUUAGUAACCAGAGCGGGUUGUUUAUUCUGGUAGAUGCAAAGCUUUCAGGGGGAAAUGUGACUGCGCCCCUUUAACAAUAGGGUGCCUGUUUCCAAACUUUCCCGGUGGUUUUGGUUGUCUGGGUGAGGAACUGCCCACUUCUUAAUUGCCCCCUGAUCAGUUUGUUGUUCCUGUUGCGAGCUGCGAUGUCACGGAAUGGGAGCCUGUCGGAGGAAGGAUCGAUGACCCAGCACCUGCAAGAUUAAACGCAAUGCCCAUUUUUAUGGAGUAAUUGCCACAUGCCCCUCUCUUCCCCGUCUCAGUCUAGCUAUAGGUGUAUUUGGCAUAUAAUCAGUAAGGUAACUGACCUGGUACUUGAACUGUUAUUUUGAUUGUCUUUAAAGCUGAGCACUAUAGCCACAUAGCUCAUUUUCAGUAGCUUACAUCAAAUCUCCAGUACAUUUAGUUGAAAGGUACAGGGUCUGCUGCACAUGGCUGUAUUUCAGCUGAUUGUCUAUGCUGACCCCAUAGAAAAUCUGAGCCCCAUGGUGGAAACUCGCCCGCUAGCUAUCUACUGUGCGGGUAACUGCUACCCAUCAUGGCAUUGUGCUAAGUGCAAUGCUCCUGUUUCCCAGAGAGCAGAGGACAUGUCACUUCGUAUCUCUUCAUGUUUCCAGCACCCUGGAGUGUAAUGAGAGAAGAUCGAUUUUUUUUUUUUAAAUUUGUUUUUAGCCACAAAAAUAUCAGGCUAUCGAUACAAACCCUUUGAACAGUAACAGUCCUUAAAAAUGCAACCCGUGGCCAUUGAUAGACCGUGAAGGAGCCUGUGGCAUCAUCUUUCUGCUCCCUCAUGGUGCAGAAGUAGCACAAGACUGUUAGCAAAUGUACCGGACUCCUCCUUGGCAGGAAUGAUCCUGAAUACCCAUCCCUACAGACAAGUCUUAAGCUCACCGAAAAGAAUCGCAAACCUUUCUGCUGUUGUCCUCGUUAAUUCUCCUCUCGUGAGGUUGGCUCUAAAGAAGAUGCUGUUAACAGCAGCAUAGGUGUUUGUGUAGGGUGUGGCUCCUUGUCCAUCCCACGAAGUUGUAGCUCAUUCCCUCACGUCUCUCUCUUACACAACCCCGCAGGAAACAAGCACGAAUUUGAAAUGGAGAUGAAUGCAGACUGUGGAUUGCACUUUAUAACAAAAAUUGUAAAAUAUAAAUAUAUAUAUAUAUAUAAAAACUUGUGAUCAAAUUAUUUUCAAAAUCUUCGGGGCGAUUUUAUUAUUCCAGUGAUUUUAUUAUUUUCCAGGCCGAAAUAUACCAAGCUUGAAGAAGUGUGUAAUAAUCAAAGAGGGGUGUGGCACUGAUCUAUUUGCAUUGCUGGUGGGGUUUUUUUAAAUGUUAUUACUACUUUGCUGGUAUUCUCAGAUCCACCAGCCAGGAGGCACGGCUGCCAUUUGACACGCCGAGCCAGCGACCUGUGCUGCUCUUGCAAGCUGAAGCCUUAGAACAGGAAUUCGGGCAGCUCAAAAUCUAAAACUCUGUGGGUUGGUUUGUUACUGGAUGUUUAUUUCCAGCCGUGGUUUUUUGUUUUGUUUUUUUAAGCCAGUCAAAUGUAUAAAUUAAAAAUUGAAAACCAAACUGUUCUAGGCCUUCCCCACCCCAGUCCCAUGCCCCCAUCCUUCAUCAGUGUUGCAAAUGCUCUUUCCCUCCCAAAUGGAGGAGCUCACUAGUAUCUCGUUACAAGGCUGUAACAGCUGUGCUCCCAGUUAUGGUUUUUUGGUCUGGUUAAUUGUGGUCCUACCCAGCCAGGUGUGAAAGGAAGAGACUACAGGCUGCAGUGGCUGUAUCUCCUUCCACAGGUAAUGGACCAAUUUCAUCCCUCUGUAACUCCCAGGGUGAAUUGGGUUCCACUUGCCACCCUGUCCAUUGACCACUGUAAAUCAGGUCGUUCUCCGUACUGCAAGGCAGCCUUGUAGCUUUGUUUCAGCAACUAUCGCAACAAACUCACCCCAGUUACGCAGGCCAGGAAUGGUUGUAAACUUCUCCCUAAUACUGACCGUUGGUGCUGGUCAGUGCCAGACUAGUUGGUGCCUUUUCACCUGCAGAGCAGCAUACGGUGAGAUCAGCUACCGUUUGGCUUUUGGGGCCUGAGCAGGUGGUGCAGCAUGAGGCAGUGCAAGGCCGGGAACAUCAGGGUGAGCGUCGUCGUUCUGCCAGCUUACUGCAACCUGUAUUUCAACAGCUGCUAUCAAGACGGGUGAGGGAGUCCGAAUUAGUCAAUCAGCUGCCUCGUUAUAUUUCAGGCAAAGCAAAUUUCUCACCAAGCAUGGUUAGUGGCUGGGGUACAAGCAGUCCAAAGCCAGCGUCUACUAGCGGGAUGAUACUCUAUCGCUCUAAUCCUCCACUUCUCCCCUCUUUGGGCCGUAAGCAAUGCAGGCCCUUUCUCUCUGCUCCUUAACAUUGGAGUGGGCCUUUGGGCCAGAGGGUGCCCUGGUGAUAAAGUAAGGACUUUCUCGUGUCACGUCUAUUGCUGUACAUGUUCAUGUAAAUAGCAUCUUCUACUUCAGUGGAAUCCAACUGACUGUAUAUUGUUCCUAUAUCAUCUUUUUGGUUAACUCCCAUUGUCCUCACAGCGGAUCCCAAACUCUCCCCCGCACCCGGUGUUUGUGUUAACUGCUCUGUGAGCAUCAGGUUUUAAAUGGUUGUAAAAUAUUUAAAAAAAAAAAAAAAAAAGGGAAGAAAAAGCCCCUCUGACACGAGCACAAUAUUCAUAUGUUGGAUUUUUGUAAAAGGAUCAAAUAAACGGAGAGUUUAACUUGA
Messenger RNA from Malaclemys terrapin pileata, 9379 nucleotides. It is a transcript of the gene EXTL3, whose product is annotated as exostosin like glycosyltransferase 3. Bases 967 to 3726 code for a protein of 919 amino acids. Lineage: Eukaryota; Metazoa; Chordata; Testudines; Emydidae. Gene Ontology annotation, cellular component: membrane. The transcript has 9 exons. The record is from RefSeq and is a predicted model, not a curated record. Gene Ontology annotation, molecular function: glycosyltransferase activity.